Ictalurus punctatus (channel catfish) is the source of this 696-nucleotide messenger RNA. Its product is annotated as kinetochore-associated protein 1-like. Gene Ontology annotation, molecular function: small GTPase binding. NCBI's taxonomy places the organism in Eukaryota, Metazoa, Chordata, Actinopteri, Siluriformes, Ictaluridae. Bases 62 to 472 code for a protein of 136 amino acids. The transcript has 2 exons. Gene Ontology annotation, cellular component: RZZ complex; cytoplasm; kinetochore microtubule. Gene Ontology annotation, biological process: protein localization to kinetochore involved in kinetochore assembly; mitotic sister chromatid segregation; mitotic spindle assembly checkpoint signaling. The record is from RefSeq and is a predicted model, not a curated record.
UAAUGGCCAUUUUUAUACUUUUACAUUAGAAUUGUUUUGUACCCACUUUUGUGUUAAAUAAAUGGUGACUGUGCCUUGUUUGUUUAUCUUUUGUGCCUUUGCUCAGUUUUUCUCUACUGUGUGUCUUUUUCCAGCGCCUGAGCUGAACGAGGAGACAUUGCCCACAUUGCUGCUCAUAUCCAAACUCAUGAAGGUUAACCUGGAUAAGCUUUACAUCCUGACAGUGAAUCAUGUGUUCAAGAACAAGCUGAUGCCUUUGCUGCUGGACCAGAUGAAGCACUCUCAGGGCCAUGGCCCCAGCAAAGACACAAACACUGUGAUACAGAACAUAUUUAAAGACGCUCUCUGCAUUCAGAACCUGGAACUGGCUGCAGCCACCAUGCACAAAAUCUCUCAGGAUCUUCCUGCAGGUCGGUCCAGUGGCUCCGAAAUCCCUCGUAUGAGAACUUCCUUACAUUUACUUGCUUACUAACUUCACGGCACUGUAACUAUAGUGAAAAUGGAUAAUGAUCGUAUACUCUUGUUUUAUUUUUUUUAACCUGGUUUAAUGCGCUUAACUAGCUAACUAACUCGCAAUACUUUUAUCAAAUUACUUUAGCUACCACUUUUUAGCCUAGUCAGUGAGUUUUCUGCGCUAAACAUAGGACUGAGCAACACGCUGGAAAUUUUAUUUACCCUGUGGUCUAGCUAACGAAC